AUGGCUAUUCUUGAGAACCCCAAACUCGAGGAUCCUCAUCACCCAGCCAGUCUGUAUUUCAUUCAGGCUAGUGAGAACGCCUCAUCUCCAUUGGUCCCCGAGUUACUCACUACUGAAAACUAUGUUACCUGGUCUUGCUUCAUGCAUAGAGCUCUAAACAUAAAAAAUAAGCUUAGUUUCCUCGAGAGUAAGAUUUCCAAGCCUCUGGAUUUAGAUCCUUUGUUCCUCCCAUGGGAAAGAUGCAAUGAUAUGAUCAUUGCAUGGCUCCAAAAUUCUGUCAGUCCAGACCUUCGACCUACAAUUACCCAUGCCGAGACAGUAGCAGAGGUAAGGAGUGAUCCCCGUGAGCGCUUCUCUAUACAGAAUGCUCCUCGUAUUUUCCAACUCACGAAAGUUGUGUCUUCCUUAACUCAAGAUAAUGAUUCUGUGAGCAUUUACUACAAUAAGCUCAAAGGGUAUUGGGAUGAACUCGAGAUAUUCGAGCCCAUGCCUCUGUGUACCUGA
Molecule: messenger RNA, 504 nt
Organism: Carya illinoinensis
Lineage: Eukaryota; Viridiplantae; Streptophyta; Magnoliopsida; Fagales; Juglandaceae
Exons: 1
Coding region: 1-504 (167 amino acids)
Source: RefSeq, a predicted model, not a curated record